AUGUUAGAGUUGAAACGGAGGCAUCUGAACGAGCGACAAGAAAUGGAGCUAAGACACUUGCAAGAAAAGCAACGGGAAGAACUCUUAGAUCUGCAGCAAAGAUUCAGCUCAUCUAGAAGAACCGUUUGCGCGGACUCUGCAAACUCCCUCCAAUCGUCUGCCGAUUCUGUAAAGCAGCUUAGGACACCUCGCUUCGAGCACGAUGAUCUGCUGAAAGAAGACCCGUUAGUUGACCAUGAGGCUACCCACAGACUGGCACCUGCGAUGGAAGCCAUCCGGUUAGUGAAAAACGGAACGCGGUUCUCCGAAGGUCAUUUCGUAGUGUCUCUCCCGUGUAAGAAAGUCGCCAAUACCGUUUCGCGAAAUUAUGAAUCGUCGUUGGUCGGUUUGAAACAACUCAAGUGCCAUUUGGUACGUGACGAAGCCCUACGAAAGAAGUACGUAAAAUCGAUGAAACUGAUGAUGGAUAAGGGAUUAUCCGGUGAAGUGGUAUCUGUCGCAUCGUGGCGUGAUCAAGCCAAAUAA
Molecule: messenger RNA, 525 nt
Organism: Echinostoma caproni
Lineage: Eukaryota; Metazoa; Platyhelminthes; Trematoda; Plagiorchiida; Echinostomatidae
Source: the annotation of a GenBank genome assembly